This is a messenger RNA of Rotaria sp. Silwood1, 675 nucleotides long. NCBI's taxonomy places the organism in Eukaryota, Metazoa, Rotifera, Eurotatoria, Philodinida, Philodinidae. The record is from the annotation of a GenBank genome assembly.
AUGACAAAAGAACAAAGAAUUUUUGUCCUCAAACAUUGGUGGAUAUCAGAAAAAAUAUUGCCAACAGUAAAUACAGCUUUUCGAAAUGGAUUUCCUGAUGAUAAAAUUCCUACUCGACAAGCAGUUUAUCAACUAGCAAAAAAAUUUGCUGAAACAGGUUCUGUUGACGCUACAACACAAAGUGGAAGACCAGCAAUGACCAACACAGAAGAAAAUGUUUUGUCAUCAUCAUUAGCCGGUUUAGCUAUCGGAGCAACAAUCAUCUAUCGUCAUCCAGAUUAUUUCUUGCGGGUGGCACAAGCGAAUAUGCCAGGACUUGAUCGAUUAUUGGCUAUUGUUUGCACUACAACGUAUGUCAUCGGAAAGAUUACAUCGACAAAUUUUCAUGCAGUUUACCGAAAUUGGCGAGAUUAUGUUCGUUCUAUUAUGGUCAAAUAUUUACCAAAUUAUAUUGACAGUUCCAUUACUGAUACAUCGGAAACAGAUAUUGUUACAGUGAUCAAAAGUUCAAUAUAUAAAAUAGAUAUAUACGAAAAUGUUUGGCAUAAACCUGAAGAACUAAAUAUGAUCAAAGAAUCAAUUCAAAGUCAGUUGGAACAUUUAGAAAAGUUAAAACAAGGCCGAUCUCCGCAAGAAGAUUAUUUUCACUUGUACGUUACCUCAAAUCUUUUUUAA